AUUUGACCUUUUCUUUCUUGAGAACUAUAAUAAUCUGCAUGUUAACCACAUAUAGUGUGACCUUGGGCACCGUUGGUUAUAUGCCGAUAACCUCGUUUUACCAAAUCACAGAUACGUUUGUAAGAAUUGUCAGAGGCACUGUUGCAAGUUGAAUACAAUUUUAUUAAAUUCUAAAGUUCCUAUGGGCAAAUCAGUUUCAGUAUAAAAAAGUUCCACCUUUAAAGUAGGGGUCCAUGCUGACCCUGGAAUCCUUAUAGCUGAGAAUCAGUUAAAACCCAAUUAAGCUAGACUGCUUGGGGAGGAAUAAUAAAGAAAAAGACAAAAUACAACUAAAUGCACCCAAGUGGCCCCCAACAAAAACACACUCACACCACAAGCCCUGGUAAAUACAACAAAAGAAAGACUCCCCUUCCCCUAGUCUCCUCAAUCUAAAUAAAAACAGCUCAGGAACCAGGGACAGCGUAGGUCCCUUAGUUUAAAACCACACAGAGGACUUAGCAAUAAAAACUCCCCCUCCUUCAAUGAAAGGCUAAAAUCUAUUAAUAAAAAAAAGAAAGAUUCUAGAGUGAAACCAUAAUUAAAAUAGCUAAAACAGUAAUUAAAACAAUGGCUGAAACAGUAGCAGGUCAAUGCUCUCUGCAGUAAAACCUGUCUGGAAUAAAGCUGCCGCCGCGGUGCAUUCUGAGACGGUCAGUCUGAAGAAUGCAAAAAAAAAGUAUCCUUCCAUCAAACUCAAACCACGCCCACAUUCCAAAGUGACAGCCGGAAGACCCGCCUUCCACUUCUGCCGGAAGACCCGCCUUCCACUUCCGGCGGAAGACCCGCCUUCCUUAACCGGAAGUCCCACCUUCCACUGUAACCGGAUGUUCCGCCUUCUACCUGCAGGGGGCCCACCCCCACAUCCGGAGUUCGCGCCCAUCCCCCACAUCCGGAGUUCACACCAAUCCCCCACUACUAGCCCAAGGGCGUCAGGAAGAACCAACGUUGAACCCGUCAUUGCUGAGACACCCGUCACGAUUUGCCAUGAUCAGAGCGAUUUAUGGCAGGCUCAGCAUACCCAUCACAAGGCUUCGCUGUUUUUAUGCAGAACUCAGAUACCACCGAGUCUGCCUUUGCAAGAAUGGUCUUUGGAACCCUAUGGAGCCCGCGGUAAAUGGGGGUAUGUCUUCAGAUAUGAAUCCGGGGAAAUGUACCUCUAUCAAUUGGAUCAUGAAGGUGACGAGCUGCAGACUAUCCACUCCUUGGGCAUGCUGACAUCAAAUGAUUGGGCUGUUCUGAAACUCAUCAUGCUUCGCAGACUAGGCCCUGAAGAAGCGAAUGCAGCAGCAGGCCCUUCUGCAAUACAAGAAGCCGAGGACGGAAUCACGGAUUCGCCCGUCUCUAGGCGCUCCAAGCACGCGCGUCAUGAAACUGAGGAAGGAAUCAUGGAUUCACCCGUCUCUAGGUGCUCCAAGCACGCGCGUCAAGAAACCGGGGAUGGGGUCAAGGAUUUACCCGCCGCUAAGCGUUACAAACAAGUGCUGACCAACCUGAAUGAAAUUGACGAGGAUUCUGGAAAUAGGAUCUUCUCAGCUACUUGGCAGUCAAAGACCGGGGUUACAGGCCGCUGGUUUUUCCAUGCAAGUCUCAGAAAGGCUCAAGAUAAAACACAGACGGUUAUGUUCAUGCUGGACUAUUAUAAUUCUCAAUGCGGUGUCUUCAGGACAUUGCUAACCAUUCCCUUUGAUGCCUGGCGUGAUAAGAUGAUCGGAAUAUCAGACAGGAUUUCAACGCUGUUUCGUGACUGUCGCAACUGGAGAGACAUUUUGGGGGUCAAGAAAGCGCUCGCUUUUUAGACCCGCCCCUCACAACAGCCAAUACCGCCCCUUCAACAUCAACCACGCCCUUCUCAGUAUAUAAAAAGCAACCAGGCAUGCCGAUCGGGACUCUGUGCAACUUUGCUGACCGGACUUCUAACAUCUGAAACCAUGAGGAAGGACGCGGGCAGCGGUUUGACAUUCUGCGGGCGGGAUGGCUCACCUACUCCACAGCCAUCUCCUUCAAGCGAUUCAAAUGCUUCAUCUUCAGCGCAGCAUGGGUCUCCGGACGGCGACAAAUUCUACCCAGAGCUGUACCACCUUCCUUGACCCACAUCCUCACCAACUCCUGAAUCGUCUUCUGCCCUAAGUGACGGUGGGAGCGAAAAUAUCGUCACGGCUCUGAAGGCGCACAGUAUCGACUGGUCCAAGCCCCCUGCCGGAGGCACGAACCUACACCGAGAGGUCUUUGUUUUAUGGGAUAAGAAUUCCGGGCUUACUGCCAUGCCACAUCAGAUGGCGACCCAGGACGGAGAUUCACAAACCACGAAUCUUCCAGCCUCCCCGGCCCCUUCGCUGCCUGAGGACACGCAGCUCCCUGACGACCAUGGAGAUCCAGCCUCCCCGGCACUUUCGCAGGAUUCACAGCUACCCUGCGGGCAGGGUGAUCCGGCCUCCCCGGAGCCAUUGCAGCCUGAAAACUCGCAACUUUCCCCCACCCAUGGAGAGGCCGACACCGGGGCCGAUGAAUAUGGAUUCAUUUCGGUUUCAUCAGAGCUGUGAAAACUGUGGUGUACCAUCUUUUGCACCAAGCCAUCAACAAGUUUAUGCACGAUAAAUGUUAUGGGUGUGCUCAUGAUCGUCCAAGUUUGAGAGACCAUGAAUGCCUUGACGAUAUUGAGGACGGGUUCUUUGAAAGCAACUACUACCGUAUAAUGCCGAUGCUUUGUAAUGAGCGCUUCAUUGGAGCCAUUUAACAUUUUCUAGCCACACGCAACAUCCACCAAGACAAUGACGCAGUCAGUGCUGUCGCACAAGCAUAUCUGUACGAAUUGACGCUGGUCAAGCAGGUGUAUGACCCCCUCAAUGUUGCGUUUGGUCUGGCCAUUGAAGAAAGCUCUCAAUUCAGAGAUCAGCUUCUAGCCGACUUUGAUUACUAGCGGGGGCGUUGAAACCACAGCAUGCAUGUUUUCUCUAGUGUUUUUAUAUAUUAAAUUAGUUUGUGACAUCGUAUUAAAAGAAUGUCCUUGCAAUGUAUCUGUUUUAUUUUUACAUCUUUUGUAUAUAAAAAAAUAUUUUUUACAAUUACUUUGUGGUAUAAUAAAUUAAUGAAAUUUCUUUCCUUAUUAUGUUAAUAAAAAAUUAAAAAAAAAAACUGAAUACAGGCGUCUUUUCCUUCAUUUAGCAUCACUACAUGUGUGUGGUAAGGUAUGGCUGAAGAAAAGUUAAUGAAACGUGUAUAUUACACACCUGCUCACCCUGGUUCUUUUGGCGGAGUAGAUAAAUUACAGAGGGCUAUGGAAAGUAAAAACUGGUAAGAAGGUCCCAGUUGAAAAGGUGCGAGACUUUUUAUCAAAACAAGAUGCAUAUUCUUUACAUAAACAAGUGAGAAUAAGAUUUCCUAGAAAUAGAGUGUUUGUCACCAGACCUCUAAAACAGUUUCAAGCAGAUAUUUGUGAUAUGCAGAGUUUGUCCAAAGUAAAUGACGGUUACAAUUAUUUAUUAACCAUUAUCGAUGUAUUCUCCAAAAGAGCCUACAUCAGGGUUUUAAAAAGGAAAACAGCGUCUGAUGUCGUAAAAGCUUUCGAGUCUGUUUUAAAGGAGAGUGAUAUUUCUAAGAGACUUCAAACUGACGACAGUAAAGAAUUUUUCAACAAAUUAUUCAAAGCGUUAAUGGAUAAAAAUGGUAUUGAACAUUUUUCCACGGCUAGUGAAAUAAAAGCCUCGGUGGUUGAGAGGUUUAUCGUACGUUGAAAUCGAGAAUGUGGAGAUAUUUUACAGCAAACAACGCUCUCCAAUAUGUAAAUGUGCUUCAAGAUCUGGUCAAAAGUUACAACUAUAGCUAUCAUUCGAGUAUUAAAAUGGCCCCUGUGGAAGUCACCGCUAGUAACGCUUUUUAGGUGUUUCAAAAUUUGUACGGGACUAAUUCCAAACGCCGUACAAAACUCAAGAUGGCAUUUAAGCAAGGCGACAUGUCAGGAUCUCCAAGGUACGCAGAGUGUUUGACAAAAAAUAUGAACAGAGUUUCACAGACGAAAUCUUUACAGUUACAGAAGCGUUACAGCGAUCACCUCCCGUAUUCAGGCUGAAAGAUUUAGACGGAGAGCCCGUUCGAGGUUGUUUUUACACUGAGGAGCUUCAAAAGGUAAAAAUGUCAAAAAACAAAACGUAUCAAGUGGGUGAAAUAUUGGGCAAACGCACCGUUCGUGAAAUCCAAUGACCUGCGUGAUGUAUAAAACAAGGCGCUGCUCUCCGGAGGUCUGAUAUUGCACCAUGGAUUGCAUAGCCCAGGACCAGGGGUUUCAUCUGACGCUACCAUUCAAUGCAAGCGUUGACGUUUUUAAGGAUAAUAGCAUAUCUAGUUUCCGGGUGGAUUUAGCCAAGCCUAUUAAUUCACAAGGUCAGCGGCAAGUGGCUUUGACGGAGGUUUCGUACCCUCACACAUGGCAUAACGUCCCCUCAGAAAAUGCUUAUUUUGAAUGCCGGAAAGCGGACCAGGAAAAAGUCCAGCGCGUACAGAUUGGAAGCAGAUACUACACUAAUUUGAAUCAGUUUAUCACAGAGAUUGAAGCCCAUCUGAGAAAGAUAGAUUCAGAUAUUUAUUUUAGUUAACCGCACAGCCAACAUACUCACAUUCCAAGCUGGAGCUCAGAACCACCUACGCUUUCCCGCUCCAAUCGCAGACAUGCUUGGAAUGGAACACGGAAAAUGGGUCAAAUUCGACCACUGGCACGCCCCUCGCCCUAUAGAUUUUACACAGAUGGUGGGUGAUAUUCAUGCACCGCUAUUGCGAACCGUCCAGGUCCGAUGUAUAUUUGGAGAUGUUAUAACUGAAAUCUUCCAUAAACCCCACUAUAUUCCUGUUGCCAAGAAACACAUUGAAAAUAUACAAGUUGAAAUAAAAACGGAUUAGAACACCCCAGUGAAAUUUACAUACGGAAAGUGCAUUGUGAAGCUGCAUUUCAGACCUGCGGUCUCACACAGAACGUUUAGAUGAAAAACAGAUUAGGCAUAUUAAAAAAACACAGGACUACGGCUGGAAUCAUUCAUAGCUGUGCAACCAAUCACACCGGCAACGUUGAAGCGUGGUAAAACGUGAGAAGGAAGAAAAAGAAUCAAGAAAACAUGGUUUUCCUGAGAGAGGACCCACACCGUUUCGUCUCCUAUUACCAGAGCCAGGUGGGCGGCGCUUUACCCGGUUUCUAUGGCGCACCCGUUAUGUAUGGACUUGGGAUAGGAUCCAUAUUUUCAAAAUUAUUUCGUUUCGUAUCACGCCUAGUUAAAUCCGGGUAUGCUAUUUCAAAACCCCAUUUGAAAAAGGCGGCUACAAACAUCGCCUCUGACGUCUUAGGUAAAGCAAUGACCAAGAUAACCGGGUCGCACGGGGGUGUGAAUAACCAAGAGGGGUCAGGGGUCAUGGUUUUGUCAAGAAGAGCUAGAAAGAGACCUUCAGGGAAACGUGUUUGAAGUUCACAAAUAGAAGAACAAGCCAGUUCGCCAGAGGAAACCUAGGAGGAGGAGCAAGCCUGCUGCGAGCAAGGAUAUAUUUAACUGAUUUAGUAUUUUCAGUAAAAAUCAUGGCUCUUUUACAUCAGAAAUCAUCAGAAUGCACCCUGGCUGAACUCGACCUAUUCACCGUCCCCAUGACUCAACAAUCUAUCGAAGAUAAGGUCUACACCGAAAUACUACCUGUGUCUGCUAUUACAGACUAUUACAAGCCAAUUGAGUUCUUUAUCCCUGGGGAUGGAGAAAAAUAACUGGAUUUGAAUGACACCUUACUGCACGUCCGUCUAAAGAUUACCAACGCUGACGGAAGCAACCUAGCUAAUGAUGCAGCCGUCGGACUCAUAAAUUACCCACUGAAUACAAUGUUCAGUCAAUGUGACGUUAUUCUGGGAGACAGGUUAAUUUCACAAAGUAGCGCGACAGCAAUAAUUGAAACUUUGCUCAAUUAUUCGGUGAAACGUGAAAACAUAUUUUGUCCCAGAAAAUUCCAGGAUAUGUACACAGGAAAAUCUGUUUUUGGGUACCAUGCCGAAAUAUGUAGCUUUUAGGUAUGGUCAACCACGAGGCGUUCACAGGCAGGAGAAGUAUGUCCCCUUUAAACUUUAAGCAUAUGGAUGUAAAAUAUUUAGCUCUCUGCAAAGACGGUAGACAGGUCCCAGCCAAAGCGUUUCAACCUCAAUUCAACGAUGGUAUUUCAGUCAGGGAAUAUUACAUGUUCACCGCUACAGGUCCUAAUUUAUAAGACCUUCCUUUAAGCAUUGCUCGUGAGGAAUUUAACAAUGGUUACUCCCUGUUCGUUUUUAAUCUCAAUGCAAGCGAGGACGCUGAAGCUCUGUCACCAGUGUGUAAUGGGAAUUUGAGGCUUGAAAUGAGGUUCAGAGUUCCUUUACCUCACACGACUACCCUGAUUGUGUACGCGUGUUACGAUUCGAUUUUGGAAAUCGACUCAAGAAGGCAGGUCCUGGUGGAUUUUUAUUAAAAACAUGAAUAACCACGAGAUCGAGAGUUUGAUGCAUCACCUGCUGGGGAACUUAUUUUACGGCGUCUGGGCAUCUGAUCAGCUUGCGCUACUGAAACGCACGUACAAAGGACCCGCCUAUUUCAUCGUUAACACUCAUCUUUCACACAUGCCUGGAGAACACUGGCUAGCUUUGACUUUGGAAGAGAAUGAUCGAGCCACCUUUUUCGACUCUUACGGAUUCAGUCCUGAUUUUGAAUUUUAUCCAUCAAGCAUAGUGACAUUUUUGAAAGAUAGAUCCUCGAAAAUAUUGUAUCAUAUUCAUCAACUUCAAGACACUAUCCGUUGUGUGUGGUCAUCAUUGUGUUUAUUAUCUGUGUCAUAAAGCCUGUGGGCUUUCGGUCCAUGAAAUAUUGGCUACCUAUGACGAUGUUUAUAAAAAUGAUGUCAUGGUAUAUAAUUUUGUGAAAGAAUAUCAGCAAUGUAUCAAAAACAGGGCCUUAUGCUUGUUUGGAACUUGUUCUUUACAAAUGUUUAAAGAUUGUUACAAGCUGUAACUUGUCAAAAAAAACAACAACACUGUAUG
This is a messenger RNA of Fundulus heteroclitus (mummichog), 7066 nucleotides long. RefSeq lists its product as uncharacterized. Bases 630 to 1835 code for a protein of 401 amino acids. Lineage: Eukaryota; Metazoa; Chordata; Actinopteri; Cyprinodontiformes; Fundulidae. The transcript has 2 exons. The record is from RefSeq and is a predicted model, not a curated record.